Messenger RNA from Clupea harengus (Atlantic herring), 2538 nucleotides. RefSeq names its product POU class 2 homeobox 3 (gene pou2f3). Gene Ontology annotation, cellular component: nucleus. Gene Ontology annotation, biological process: regulation of transcription by RNA polymerase II. Lineage: Eukaryota; Metazoa; Chordata; Actinopteri; Clupeiformes; Clupeidae. The record is from RefSeq and is a predicted model, not a curated record. Gene Ontology annotation, molecular function: RNA polymerase II cis-regulatory region sequence-specific DNA binding; DNA-binding transcription factor activity, RNA polymerase II-specific.
CUGGAUAGGACAGACCGGGGGACUUAUGCAAAUUGCCUAUCUAUCUGCAGGUGCAGUAUACUCAAAAGAUGAACGUUCUUCCACUAACCUAGUUUGGGAAAUGUCAACGUUUCUCUGUAGAUGUAAGAGAUAAAGUGGAAUACACGUUCAUUAUCAAGGAAAGGAUCAAGGAAAGCCUGGAAACAACCAUUCGUUAGUUCAAUAAUCUCUGUGUUGUUACGGCACUGUCCAGAUAUUAAGAUGAGCACAGAGCAUGUGGAGCAGUCAGAAACUCAGAAUGAACAAGCUGACAUUGAACAAAAUGGUAUUGACUUCACCAGACAAAUCAAAACAGAAGAUCUGCAUGACUCUCCCCAUUCAGCUGCCUCACACAAGACAUGCCACCUGCCUCAAGGCUCCUACAUGUCAGGGGGGUCACUUACAGGAGACCUCCCCCCCCUACCUCCUCUCCCGCAGCUGCUUUUGAUGUCCGGUUCCCAUCUGUCAUCAUCUUCCUCCUUUCUCCUGUCUCAGGCACAAUCUUCACACCAAGCUUUACUACAGCCGAACCUCCUCUCGUUACCCUCCCAAUCCCAGACUGGCCUAAUGCAGCACCAGCCUGGCCUGGCCCUUACUCCACAGGGGAUGAGUCGCACAGGCCUGGCGGGACCCACAGUGGACGGGCAUCUGGAUAUGUCCCACCUGCAGGUCCCCAAACACGUUGGCACCUCGCCGCAGGAUGAACCCAAUGACCUGGAGGAGCUGGAGCAGUUUGCCAAGUCCUUCAAGCAGAGGAGGAUCAAACUGGGCUUCACGCAGGGUGAUGUGGGACUGGCCAUGGGGAAACUAUACGGGAAUGACUUCAGCCAGACCACAAUUUCACGCUUUGAGGCUCUGAACCUGAGCUUCAAGAACAUGUGCAAGCUGAAGCCCCUGCUGGAGAAGUGGCUGAGUGACGCAGAGAACUCCCCCGCUGACACCAUGUCCAACCAGCCUACACUACCCCAGCUAAUGGAGGGCUACGGGAGGAAGAGAAAAAAGAGGACAAGUAUUGAGACCAACAUUAAACUCACCCUGGAGAAACGUUUCGGUGAUAACCCCAAGCCUAACUCAGAGGAGAUUGCGCUGAUCUCAGAACAGCUGGCCAUGGAGAAGGAGGUGGUGCGUGUCUGGUUCUGCAACCGCCGGCAGAAGGAGAAGAGAAUCUUCUUGCCCGUGUCCUCUUCGCCCAUAAAGCCACACAACUUCAACUCUAGAAUAGCUGCCACCUCUAGGCCCUACAGUCCAACAGGGGGAGUUUCUUCCAGUUCCUCCCCCGGCAGCCCGGGCAGAGGGUCCUCUCCUAGCGGGCUCUCCUCCACUUCCAACCUGCUGACCUCACAGGGAGUCAACCAGUCCUUCGGGGUACAGUCUGCAGGGCCCUGGUAUCGUACAUGGAGUCAUCCGUCUUAUCAUCACUAGAAGAUAAAGCCAGCUGGGCCAUCCAGAACCACUGGAUCAGCUCCUGCGCUCAAACAUGAAGGCCCUUUUUUCACUGAUGUCAAAUGGAUUUUGGAGAUGCAUUGUAAAUCUCACUUAUGAAGGCCUUUGUUCGAAAUGACUGAAGUUUGCAGGGACCACCCUGAGCAACCUGUUCACUGGAAAGUCUCCUGUUUCCUCUUCUCCUCCUCUGCUAUGUGGUGAAAUGUGCCAUGUAAACGGGUUUAAGUUAUGUGACAGUAUGUGUGAUUUAAUUGAACUGGUUGCUCAAGGACAUUCAAGUGUCCUCGCUACAGAGAAGAGGAGGACAGAAGAGUGAAUAACCCCUCAAAGAAGGAGAGAUCCAAUAACACCAGUGUGUUUACAUUAUAUGUUUUACUUUUUCUUUUGUUCUUGUACUUUAUUAUGUCAGUAGGAACAUGCAAACACACCCCAUAUUUUGCAGAUAUAUUUUUUGUACAUAUUUAUGGCAAAAGUAGAUGUGGACCUGCUAAUUUAUGGAAGUAUGUGCCUUUCUAUCUUUCAAAAGAAUUUGAAAUAAUAUUUCCUGAACUUAAAAUGUGCGCUCAUAAGAGAAUUCAUAUGGAGUGCAAGCUAAAAUAAAUGUUUGUGGUUGUAUCGUAAUGUCUAUUGGAUUUUCAUUUGAUGUUAGUAUGAUAGCCAUCUCAAAUGUUCAAUGCUAAUACAAGAGCAACAUGUUUGGAUUUAAUGUAUUUACAACAGAUGAAGGAUUUAAAGGUACAUUUGGCAGUGUUUUUCGUAAGAAAACAAGAUGUAGUUGGCAGAACGUUUAGACUGAUGGAUAAGAACUGAUAUGGUAGAACAGUGUAUGGCCAACAAAAAGUGCAGAAAAAAGUACGGUAGCUGCACAAGUUAAAAUAAAAGAGAUUGUCCUGAAGGCAGGUUUACACUUAAUGUGUACCUAAUGUGUUUUUAAAUCCAAAAUGAAGAAUUAGGGACCUAAAUCAGGCCUCAAGAGAGGUCACUAUUGAUUGAAUACUUUUAUAUCUGCAAGGGACACAAAUUUGUGCUACACCUUUACACCAUUUGUAAAAAAUAAAUAAAAAAUGCUGUAUACUA